UGUCUCUAAGAACCACCCUCAUGUCCCAUAAUUCCUUUGAACAAACAGGAAGUGCUUCGCUAGCCGUAUUAGCUUUAAACAUGUCUUUUAAACGAGAAGGCAAUGACAGUAGUCAACUAAAUGUCUUAAAGAAACGACGUGUUGCUGAUUUGCUGGCAAACUACAUUUCAGAGGACGAAGCUACGUUGAUGAAAAAUGGAAGGUAUAGCUGUUUGGUGUGUUCACAACGCCCUGUUUUUGACACAGUCGAUAUGCUGACAGUGCACAGAAAAGGGAAGCGGCAUCUCGAAGGUCUUAAAUGGUUUUAUGGCAAAAAAGCUCGGCUAAAAAAUGAAAUUGAUAAGAGGCGACAUCAAGAGUAUGUUAAUGAAGAAGAUGAUCGGCAGGUAAAUGAAACAGGCAGCUCUGCUCCAUUACUAACACAGACACGAAAGAUAGCGCACCAUGCCUUGCUGAAAACUACACCGUAUAACAGCUGUCAUAAAAAGGCCAGUGAAAGAUGUGAAAACCCAGUAACUCCAGACUGCAGUAGAAACUACAGUGUUGACCAGAACAUUAUCCCCAGAGCUAAGAGCCAAAUCUACAUGGAUACCACACCUGUUCCUGCAGAUGCAAGUCAUCACCGGAUUGAGACACAAAUGAAAAAAAAAAAAAGGAAAGCUGCCAACCCUGCUGCGUCUGAGCCUGUCACAGAGCAGAGAUGCAGAGAACUAGAACAUUACCUUAAAUUAAAGAGCAACGGUUGGAUACAGGACCCCAGUGGGAAAUGGGUAAAAGAUGAAAAUGUAGAGUUUGACUCAGAUGAGGAGGAACCGCUUCCACCACUUCCUACAAAUGGGACUUCAUAGAAUGAGAGAGAGAAUGGCUGUGUCUGCACCCAUUGGUCAAUAAAAAAAGACCCAAGAGAUCAGCAACUGCUCUGACGGUGGGGUUUCUUCAUACACCCCCUUCUCUCCAGAACUGGUAUGAAGCUAUAUUUGGAGCUGUGUAACCAAAUCACUGGGCUUGUGACUUGUGCAGGUAUAAAUAGGCAGAGGAUAGUCAAGUGUUAUGGUGGGAAAUUGAAAAGAUCCGACUAAUCUGAAGGCAGAGGUUACAACUAAAACUAACUCUGUACACAAUAGUUUUACCACAAUGUACUGACUCAACAGUGGCUACAUAACACGGACUCUGAAAGCUGUUGUGUUCAGGUAAUCAUGUGACUGAACUGAAAUCUGACUUUGUUUCUAAUCAACGUUAAUUAAUAAGAUUUUAGACCUGAGUAGUUUUCCUUUCAGUGUGGAUAAAUGGACUCUGAUCCAGUGCUAUUUUCUUAGAAUAAAUUAUGCAUGUUAGAUGAAUAAAUCACAUUAAACAAUGUUGUUGAUC
Molecule: messenger RNA, 1368 nt
Organism: Tachysurus vachellii
Lineage: Eukaryota; Metazoa; Chordata; Actinopteri; Siluriformes; Bagridae
Gene: scnm1
Product: sodium channel modifier 1
Exons: 9
Coding region: 21-848 (275 amino acids)
Biological process (GO): RNA splicing
Cellular component (GO): nucleus
Source: RefSeq, a predicted model, not a curated record